AUGAAGAUUCACGUGAGAAACAUAGUUUCUAGACUCUGCGUUGCUCACGCGUGGAUUGCACCCCACAUUGUUUCUUGUAGCUAUAUCACUGAAACCCAUCAUGCCAAUGCCGCUAAGCAUGAAGCCUCAGUUGUACACAAAGACAUUAAUCUAUUUGGUUUGGAUUCAACCACUUUCCAUGUUGCCUGCCACAUGUUUGAAGAGAUGUCUGACCUAACUGUUGCUUCAGCAACGACCAUAAUUCAGGGCUUCGUUAAGCGGCACUGUUAUGAAGAUGCUAUCCAUCUUUUCUCGAAGAUGUUGGCCUCAGAAAUUAGACCCAAUGAGUUCACAUUUGGAACCGUGCUUAAUUCCUCUACUUCACUUGGAAAUGUUGUUGUUGGAAGACAGCUUCAUGCUUGUUCAAUGAAGGUUGGGCUCAGUUGUCAUGUAUUUGUUGGUAGUGCUCUUCUUGAUUUGUAUUUCAAGCUGAGUACUACAGAAGAUGCCCAGAAGGCUUUUAAAGAUACUGAACAUCCUAAUGUGGUGUCUUAUACAACUCUAAUUUGUGGGUACUUGAAGAGAGGGAAAUUUGAAGAUGCUCUGCGGGUUUUCGAGGAGAUGCCUGAGAGGAAUGUUGUCUCGUGGAAUGCGAUGGUUGGUGGGUGUAGCCAAACGGGUCAUAAUGAAGAAGCUGUGAAUUUUUUUAUUGGCAUGCUUAGAGAAGGAUAUAUACCAAAUGAAUCUACAUUUCCGUGUGUGAUUUGUGCAGCUGCAAAUAUAGCUUCUUUUGGAAUUGGGAGAAGUUUCCAUGCAUGUGCAAUCAAGUUUUUGGCCAAGGUUGAUCAGUUUGUCGGUAAUUCACUUAUCAGCUUCUAUGCAAAGUGUGGAAGUAUGGACGAUAGCCUGCUAAUGUUUGACAAGCUUUAUAGAAGGAACAUAGUUUCGUGGAAUGCCAUGAUAUGUGGUUAUGCACAGAAUGGAAGAGGUGCUGAAGCGAUAAGCUUCUUCGAAAGAAUGGGUUCUGAAGGCUAUAAACCCAAUUAUGUCACCCUUCUUGGGUUACUCUGGGCUUGUAAUCAUGCAGGUCUUGUUGAUGAGGGCUACUUUUAUUUCAAUCGAGCCAUGCUUGAGAGUCCCAAUUUACUAAAACCUGAGCAUUAUGCUUGUAUGGUUAACUUGCUUGCUCGCUCAGGAAGAUUUGCAGAAGCUGAGGAUUUUCUUAAGAGUGUGCCUUUUGACCCUGGACUUGGAUUUUGGAAGGCAUUGCUUGGGGGAUGUCAAAUCCACUCCAACAAGGAGUUGGGAGAGCUUGCUGCAAGAAAGAUUUUGGCUUUGGAUCCUGAUGAUGUAUCAUCAUAUGUGAUGUUGUCAAAUGCUCAUUCUGCAGCAGGUAAGUGGUUAGAUGUGGCAACAGUAAGGACUGAAAUGAAAGAUAAAGGGAUGCAGAGGAUUCCAGGUAGCAGUUGGAUUGAAGUCAGAGGCAAAGUUCAUGCCUUUCUUACUGCAGACUAUAAUCAUGAUAGAAUAGAUGAAACUAAUUUGCUUUUAAAUUUUUUCUGCGAGCAUUUAAGGGAAAGUGAAGAUUCCGAUUCGUUCAACAUUUAUUGGUAUCUCAGUUCUUAA
Molecule: messenger RNA, 1605 nt
Organism: Sphenostylis stenocarpa
Lineage: Eukaryota; Viridiplantae; Streptophyta; Magnoliopsida; Fabales; Fabaceae
Source: the annotation of a GenBank genome assembly